CAGGCAGCGGGACUCGCUGUGUCGGAAUCCGUAGUCGUGAAAAAAAAUACGGGAGACAUGGACUUGCAUUUUCUGACGAGUUUAUCCCGGUUUCACAGGGGAAACAUGUAAGAGGGACUGAGAUGGAGCUGUGGCUCACUAUGUCAUGGCUGAUACUAGGAGGACUAGCGCCGACUCCAGGUUCCGGAAACCCGGAUGCCAAGCGCCUCUACGAUGAUCUCCUUUCCAAUUACAACCGCCUCAUCCGGCCAGUUGGCAAUAAUUCUGAUAGACUCACCGUCAAGAUGGGCCUCAAACUUUCACAACUCAUCGAUGUGAACCUCAAGAACCAAAUAAUGACCACCAACGUUUGGGUUGAGCAGGAAUGGAACGAUUAUAAACUAAAAUGGAAUCCUGAUGACUACGGUGGAGUUGAGACCCUCCAUGUUCCCUCUGAACACAUAUGGCUUCCAGAUAUCGUCCUGUAUAAUAAUGCCGAUGGAAACUAUGAAGUGACGAUAAUGACCAAAGCAAUUCUUCACCAUACUGGCAUAGUAACGUGGAAACCUCCUGCCAUCUAUAAAUCAUUUUGCGAAAUAGAUGUCGAAUACUUUCCCUUCGAUGAACAGACGUGUUUUAUGAAGUUUGGAUCUUGGACUUACGAUGGAUACAUGGUUGAUUUACGACAUCUGCAACAAGUCCAGGAUUCGAACAAAAUAGACGUCGGAAUAGAUUUGCAGGAUUACUACAUAUCAGUGGAAUGGGACAUCAUGAAAGUUCCUGCUGUCCGCAAUGAAAAAUAUUACAGCUGCUGCGAAGAACCAUACCCCGACAUCAUUUUUUAUAUAACAUUGCGAAGAAAGACACUUUUCUACACUGUCAAUUUGAUCAUCCCCUGCGUCGGUAUAUCUUUUUUAUCCAUCCUCGUAUUUUACCUGCCCUCCGAUUCGGGAGAAAAAGUGUCACUAUCAAUUUCGAUCCUGCUGUCACUCACAGUCUUCUUUUUGCUGCUGGUAGAAAUUAUACCGCCUACUUCCAUAACAGUGCCUCUGCUAGGUAAAUACUUGCUCUUCACUAUGUUAUUAUGCACCUUAUCAGUUGUUGUCACCAUCGCAGUUCUGAAUGUUAAUUUUCGAUCACCAGUCACGCACAAACUUGCCCCGUGGGUUAAAACAUUCUUCAUCGAUAUACUUCCGAAAUUCCUGUUCAUCGAAAGGCCGAAAAAAGAUGACGACGAUAAGAACCAGGAAUGUAUUUUAACUGACGUCAUCCAGGUUCCCAUGAUGGAAAAAUGCAAGCCAUUCGAGAAAACGUCGUUCGACAGUUUCGAUUUAGGUCUUCCACCCUCUAGGUUUGAUGUCCAGCAUACUGGAGGUCUAGGUUCUUGUUUCGGAGAACCACCAUUUCCACUGCCUCUUUCUGGAGGCGACGAGGAUUUAUACAGCCCUGCGAGUUGCAGGACGAAUACUUUCGAUGGCACCAGUGAUAUUAGUCCAUCGUUUGACAAAUCGGAACUGCACGACAUGGACAAAACCAUUGCGGACUCCCGAUUCAUUGCUCAACAUGUUAGGAAUAAGGAUUCUUUCGAAAAUGUGGAAGAAGAUUGGAAAUACGUGGCAAUGGUUUUGGAUCGUCUCUUCUUGUGGAUGUUUUCAGUGGCUUGUGUAGUUGGAACGGGGAUAAUCAUUUUGAACGCCCCCUCGCUUUACGACACUACCAAACCGAUAGACGUUCUCAUUUCAAAAGUGGCGAAGAAAAAAAUGGCACUACUCAAAAUGGUUCCCGAGGAACUCUGAAUGCUCACAGUGUUUGGUUAGGAGGAAAUCAUGGGCUACUGAGACGAAGGACGCAAGAGGCGGCAAAAGGAUCAGCUACAAAAAAUCGUUCAACGUAAAUGAUAAAUGAAAUCGGAAAUGACAAUUAUUUUUCUUUAUUGUAAGCAUCAAAGUAUAUUUUAUCUUUUAAUAACAUACUCUAAAUAUAACUUGUAUAUUGAACUGAAUAAACUGCGGAAUGUUGAAUUGAUUCGAAAGCAGUAGCCUAGGAUAGCCUACUAGACCAAAUGUGGAACUUCUCUAUCGCCGUUGCAACACUCAAAAUUGCGAUAACGAUGAUAAUCACUAACAUAGUAUUUGUUAUGUUAUGUAAUUGAUAAAUCAAUAAUAUUACAAUGUUAAAGCUGUUUCAUUUAUAAAAAUAAUG
This is a messenger RNA of Leptinotarsa decemlineata (Colorado potato beetle), 2181 nucleotides long. It is a transcript of the gene nAChRalpha1, whose product is annotated as nicotinic Acetylcholine Receptor alpha1. Lineage: Eukaryota; Metazoa; Arthropoda; Insecta; Coleoptera; Chrysomelidae. The record is from RefSeq and is a predicted model, not a curated record. Gene Ontology annotation, biological process: monoatomic ion transmembrane transport. Gene Ontology annotation, molecular function: transmembrane signaling receptor activity; acetylcholine-gated monoatomic cation-selective channel activity. Gene Ontology annotation, cellular component: postsynaptic membrane.